ACUUGCCCUAAAAUAUCCUCUUUGGUCUAUCCACUUUUUUGAAUCAGUCCUUUCCCCAUUCUUCAUUCAAUAUCUCUUCUAUAAAAAGAUGCUUCAUUUGUGGUUGUUUCAUCACCAAACAAGAUGGGAUCUUUCACUUUCUUCCUUUUCUUUGUGUGUAUUUUGUUUGUAACCUCUUACGCCCAACUCACUGAGAAUUUCUACGAACAAACUUGCCCUCGUUUACCUAACAUUGUCCGUCGUGAAGUCAAAAAAGCUAUCGAAACUGACAUCCGCGCCGGUGCUAAACUCAUUCGCUUCCAUUUCCACGAUUGUUUCGUCCAAGGGUGCGAUGGGUCUGUUUUGCUAGAGGAUCCUCCUGGCUUCGAGUCCGAGCUCAACGGACUUGGAAAUUUAGGAAUCCAAGGACUCGAGAUUGUCGACGCUAUCAAAGCAGCCGUCGAGAGAGAAUGCCCUGGCGUUGUCUCCUGUGCCGACAUCCUAGCUCAAGCCUCUAAAGACUCCGUCGACGUGCAAGGAGGACCCAGUUGGAGAGUUUUAUACGGAAGAAGAGAUAGCAGAACAGCCAAUAAAACAGGGGCUGAUGAACUCCCAAGCCCCUUCGAAGAUCUUCCCCCUCUCCAAAAGAAAUUCCGAGAUGUUGGGUUGAAUUCAACCGAUCUUGUGGCUCUAUCAGGGGCACAUACGUUCGGGCGGUCCAGAUGCUUGUUCUUCAGUGGUCGUUUCUCCAACUUCAGUGGCAGUGGGCAGCCAGAUCCGACGCUGGAUCCAACGUACAGGCAAGAACUUGAAAGAGCUUGUACAGGCCCAGAAACACGAGUAAAUUUCGAUCCAACAACACCGGAUACAUUUGAUAAAAAUUACUAUACCAAUCUUCUAGCCAAUAAAGGGCUGUUACAGAGCGACCAAGUUCUGUUUUCAACACAAGGGGCUGAAACAGUUGAAAUUGUUAGACGUAUGGCGUCGAGACAAGAAACUUUCUUUAGACAAUUUCGGUUGUCGAUGAUUAAGAUGGGGAACAUUAAACCAUUAACUGGAAACCAAGGGGAAAUUAGAAGAAACUGCAGGAGGGUUAAUGACUUGGGAGGUGAAACAGGGCAUGAUGUUAUGUAAUUUUUGUACUCUUCCCUUUUAUGUUUGUUUCUCUCUUCCAUCUCCUUUCUAUAAUAAAUUAGUUCCACUUCAAACCUCA
Messenger RNA from Cucumis melo (muskmelon), 1192 nucleotides. Its product is annotated as peroxidase 2-like. The transcript is spliced from 3 exons. Gene Ontology annotation, molecular function: heme binding; peroxidase activity. Gene Ontology annotation, biological process: response to oxidative stress; hydrogen peroxide catabolic process. NCBI's taxonomy places the organism in Eukaryota, Viridiplantae, Streptophyta, Magnoliopsida, Cucurbitales, Cucurbitaceae. The coding region runs from base 124 to 1113 and encodes 329 amino acids. The record is from RefSeq and is a predicted model, not a curated record.